This is a messenger RNA of Megalobrama amblycephala (Wuchang bream), 1550 nucleotides long. It is a transcript of the gene ube2e2, whose product is annotated as ubiquitin-conjugating enzyme E2E 2. Gene Ontology annotation, molecular function: ubiquitin conjugating enzyme activity. NCBI's taxonomy places the organism in Eukaryota, Metazoa, Chordata, Actinopteri, Cypriniformes, Xenocyprididae. The record is from RefSeq and is a predicted model, not a curated record. Gene Ontology annotation, biological process: protein polyubiquitination. Gene Ontology annotation, cellular component: nucleus. The transcript has 6 exons. The coding region runs from base 192 to 797 and encodes 201 amino acids.
UGCACAACCGAGACGAGAGCGCGCGUAGAGGCGGUCCGGCUGCUUCAGUUUCUGUAAUCGCUUUUUUUCUGCUACCUUCAGUUAAAUAGCGACGAGACGAGAACGAGCGGACGGCCCGACUCUGACUACACGGUAUCAUCCAGGAAAAGCGAAUCGGGACGCCACAUCGACGGCCGCUCGGCAGGGCCAAGAUGUCUAGUGAGGUGCAGAGACCAGAUGAUAGCCCCAGCACCAGCGGAGGGAGUUCAGAUAUCGAGCAGCGGGAGACGGCACCUCCUCAGCAGGAGCGCGAUCUGGUUGCGCCCAAGAAGAAGGAGACCAAGAUCUCCAGUAAAACGGCAGCCAAACUCUCCACCAGUGCCAAGAGGAUUCAGAAGGAGCUUGCAGAAAUCACACUUGACCCUCCACCGAACUGCAGCGCCGGUCCCAAAGGAGACAACAUCUAUGAAUGGAGGUCAACUAUUUUAGGACCACCGGGCUCUGUGUAUGAAGGAGGGGUCUUUUUCCUUGACAUUGCAUUUACACCUGACUACCCAUUUAAGCCACCCAAGGUAACGUUCCGUACAAGGAUCUACCACUGUAACAUCAACAGUCAGGGUGUGAUUUGUCUGGACAUCCUGAAGGACAACUGGAGUCCUGCCCUCACCAUCUCCAAGGUGCUGCUGUCCAUCUGCUCUCUACUCACAGACUGUAACCCAGCUGAUCCUCUGGUUGGGAGCAUCGCCACACAGUACUUGACCAACAGAACGGAACAUGACAGAAUAGCUAAACAGUGGACGAAGAGAUACGCCACAUAAACCGGGCCGUACAGUAUCGCCCCCCCUCCUCGACACAAACACACACUAUAUCCCCCCUCAGCCCUACUGUGCCUCUACCUCUCCCCGUCUGCUGAAAGCACACUCACCAAGUGCAACAAUAGAUCUGGCCCCUCUUCCUUCCAACUUCCUGUAGACCUUUCUGUGAAGAAAACUGUCCUUUGUUCCUUGUUGACUUGAAAGCUUCUUUUUAUACAAAGAGUAGAUUGGGACUUUAUUUUCCAAUUAUCUGAAUGUUUGAAUUACCUUACUGUAGGUGAAAAGGAAUACUAUUGUUAUUAUUAUUAUUAUUAUUAUUAUUAUUAUUGUCCUUCAACUUAAUGUAUGUAUAUCCUUUCUUUUAAAGUGGCAUCAGGAACAAAUACAGCUUAUGAACUACUUUUGUUUUUUCUCAUCACCAUAUAGUGUAUUUCUUCUUCUUUUUUCUUUCUCUCUAUCUCCUAUCUUUCCUUUUGUUAGAAGUCAGUAAAAAUUUCCAUGCAUGUAACCGGAUGUCGAAUCGCAUCCAUCCAACUCCAAACUCUACCCUCUUGUUUUGUUUGUAUGUAUUUUUUAAACUCAAAGUCAUGGCAGCCACUUGACGAUAGGCUUGCUUGUGAAUUUAAAAAAAUGAAAAGAAAAAAAAACAAAAAAACAAUGUGUACAUAUUGCUACAUGCCACCUCUGGCCAGAAUGGACUGUUGUGCACUUGCUUCAUGAAAAACACCAUAAAUAAACACUGUGGCUGAAUUGUCA